AUGGAUUAUAAUCCAUAUAGGAACGGGUCAAAUUUUGUUGAUCUUCUAACCAGUCAACAAGAAAGUGUCUUCGGUCAUUCACAAGUUCCCUUCAAGGCCACUCAACGUAGUGAAGAGACUUUUGUAGAGCGUAGAGAACGCCGCACAUGGACGCCUACAGAUGACAUUGUCCUCAUAAGCGCAUGGCUGAACACAAGUAAAGACCCGGUGGUUGGAAAUGAGCAGCGUUCAGGUGAUUUCUGGAAGCGAAUUGGAGCCUACUUUGCGGCAAGCCCAAAGGUUGCAGGCUGCGAACGGAGAGUGCCAAGCCACUGCAAGCAACGUUGGCAGAAGAUAAACGACCUGGUGUGCAAGUUUUGUGGAGCUUACGAGGCUGCAACCAGGGAGAAAACAAGCGGACAAAAUGACAAUGACGUUCUGAAGAAAGCACAUGAGAUCUACUACAACAACCAUAAGAAGAAGUUCAACCUUGAGCAUGCGUUUAUGGAGCUGCGCAACGACCAGAAAUGGUGUGAUCUUUCAAGCUCUAAAAACGAAGGAAGCUCAAGGAAGAGGAAGUAUGAGGACGGUGCACAAUCUUCAACCUCUCACGCUACUGAAACUAACACGUCUGAAGCUGAUGAAGCAAGCAAUCGACCACCGGUGUGA
Molecule: messenger RNA, 648 nt
Organism: Brassica oleracea var. oleracea
Lineage: Eukaryota; Viridiplantae; Streptophyta; Magnoliopsida; Brassicales; Brassicaceae
Product: glutathione S-transferase T3-like
Exons: 1
Coding region: 1-648 (215 amino acids)
Source: RefSeq, a predicted model, not a curated record